This is a messenger RNA of Xiphophorus couchianus (Monterrey platyfish), 3006 nucleotides long. Its product is annotated as RNA-binding protein 4.1-like. Lineage: Eukaryota; Metazoa; Chordata; Actinopteri; Cyprinodontiformes; Poeciliidae. Gene Ontology annotation, molecular function: mRNA binding. The transcript has 7 exons. The record is from RefSeq and is a predicted model, not a curated record. Gene Ontology annotation, cellular component: nucleus. Bases 117 to 1157 code for a protein of 346 amino acids.
UAUCGUCCAAUCAGAUUCCCAGCUCGCGCAUACCGCCAUCCUCAGCUUUGAUGUCUGUGUGAUUGGAGUUUCUUUCGAUAUCGCUGUUGCCAAACGGGUCGUACACUGGAGCAACCAUGGUGAAGAUAUUCAUCGGUAACCUCUCUCCAGAAACGACGAGAGAGGACAUUGAAGAGCUCUUUGUCAAGUACGGCAUAGUAACGGAAUGCGCGAAGUACAAAAACUACGCGUUCGUCCACAUGGACGACCGCAAGUCAGCCACCAAAGCUAUCCGUGAGCUCCAUCUGCACAAGCUGAACGGCAGGCCCAUCAAUGUGGAGCCCAGCAGAGGGAAGAACCAGGGUCCCGUCAAACUCCACAUUGCCAACGUUGAAAAAGGCUUUGAUAAAGAGCUGCGGGACCUGUUUGAGGAGUACGGCACAGUCACGGAGUGCUCCAUUGUCAAGAACUUUGCAUUUGUUCACAUGCCUCAUUAUGAUGAGGCCAUGGAUGCCCUGGAGGGCCUGGACAACUUGGAGUUUCAGGGAAAGCGUAUUCAUGUUCAGGUAUCAAAAAGCAGACCCAGAGGGGGUCCUGAGGAGGAGGAGGAGGAAUAUCCACCCCCAUCCCCACCAGUUAGAGGAGGCUACUAUCCUCCAUAUUACCCAAUGCCAAGGCCUGAGCCCCCCUACAGAGGGCGCCUUUCUGCUUAUCCCCCUCCUCCUCCUCCUCCCCUACCGCCACCUCCUCCCAUGAGACGAGCAGCGUACCCCGACCGUGGUUACAGUGACAGAGCGUCCUACGGGUCGGUGGAUUACUAUGAGAAGUACAGGGCCCGUCCUUUUACCGCGGCGGCGAGCUACGACGAUAGGCGUGCCAUACCGCCUCCUCCGCCUCCUUCAUCGGCUCUGGUUAGAGAGCGCCUUGGGGUGGCGCCGUCAAUCGACCCAUAUGAGCGCCGCGCCCUCCCGACCCCUGCUGCUUACGCCGCAAGGGACCGGAGCCCGAUCAGGAGAAUCCCCCCUCCACCUGCCCCGGCGGCUGGGAAUGGGUAUUCCUACGAGCGCUCUCGACUCUCGCCGAUGUCCAGGGCUCCAUUGUACGCGCCUCCCCGUACCAGGGACCCCUAUGCUGGGAGAGUUCCUCCCCCACUGCCGCCUCGCUACCCAGGCUAUUAGAGGGCCAUAGAGUUACGCAAGGUUUUUAGAAUAUGACAAGAUCGUCGUCUGCUGACGCACGUGGCGCUAUACACCCAGCACGUCGUUGCGUUCGCCUGAGGCUUACAGGAAGAUAUUGCGGACGGCCUCUUAUUUAAAAAAAAUACAACUCCAUCUCUGCGUUUCUUUUUCCUGAGCUGUUCAUGACCUUUUGUGUUCCUCAAAUUGUUUUCUUCGAUAUUCUGAAAGUUUUCAGUAGGACAGCUUUUGAGAGUGUAUGGAGUGUGACGCAUUAAUCUAUAGUUGAUGACCGAAAACCAUUCUCUGUUCCAAUCUUUUAUAAUAGUCUCUGGGGAAACUUGUUAUAUUUUCAUAACAAGGGGUUGCCUUUACAUUACGAUCUGUGGUGUUUCCCAGCAAAACUAGUUUUACUAUUAGCUUAUUGGUUGAUUUAGAAAAUGUUCAGUAAUUUAAAAUCAGUUAAGGAGUGCUUGAAUAUAAUACAGAGUGUAGACGGUCGUUCAAAAAUCGUAGAAAGUUGCGACACUUGUUGAAACGACCUCAAAACAUUCAGUGUGAUUUACUUUUUUUCUUUUUACACUUUGUUAAAUUUUCUUGCGGAAGUAUAAUCCGUAGGCCCGUUCUCUGUGAACUGUAUUUACUUUUCAGGGUGCUUUUAAUAAACGAAUGAAAACAAAGUCAGUAUUUAACUGUGAAAUUAUUCCUGGUUGUGGUUGGUAGGCAGCUGAAACUAGGCGUGGAACUGCUUUCACUUUUAUUCUUUAUACUGAGCUUGCUAUUUGACUUUUUUUUUGUUUCCCCCAGCGCUCCACAUUGUGUAAGCCUCAAUUAAAAGUUAGAAAAAGGUUUGAAAUUGUCCGGUUUUGCUGAACUAAUUGGUGCAACGUUUAAUAUGAGGAUGGAGAAGUUUCUCAGCCAUUUGCUUGUAUUCAAAAGCGAAAAAUCAAGUCUGGUUUAUCUCGGUCGAACCUCUCUUAGCGCACCGGUUGCAGCAUCCAACUCUUCCCACUUUACCUGCUAGGCAUUGAAUCAUUUUAGGGGUGGCCUUCUAAUCUACCAUUAUUCUCUUUCCUCAUUUCAUUAAAUGCCUCCUUUCCACCAGUCCCCCUCUCCGUUACUCUUUUUGAGCCUGAACAUCUCGUAACUACAUAACCAGAUAGCUUGCACCUUUGGUAUUCUUGGUGUCUGUGCUCUUUGUAGGUGCUUAAACCAUCUGCAGGAGAAGCUAGCCCCGGGUGAGUCAUCCCUGAUGCCAAGCAGGAGGACUUGGAUUUGUCUGUUUACUGAUUGGAAAAAUGGUUCCAAGAUAACUGACAGUCAAAGAAAAUAUGAGAUUGGUCAAUAUUCUGAGAUCACAUAGCUCUUCCCACAUGGUGGCGCUGUAGAGCUUUGGUAGUGUCUCCUCACAUGGCAGGCCAUUAAGAGGAGAAUUGCUCAUCCUGUGGGAGUUUGGUCCAUGUGGAAGGGAAUUUCCCCAAGUUUCCAGAAAACCUGCAUCGGCUAUUCGCAAAAUGAUGAGUUCAGGGACAGGUUGUGGAAGACAAGCUUUUUAAUCUCUUGUGACAUCAUACUGUAAAGAAAAAUCAUGGUUCACACUUUGUAUCAAAGAUUCCUACUGUCUGAAUUUUCUUAGCUUUUUGUUGUCUGUUAAUUACUGAAAAUUGUAUUUCUAUAAUAAUAGAAAUCAACACUUGUGUUUGUAUUAACAUCUUGUUAAAACUUCACAACUUGCUCAUUUAAAAUGUGAUUACCAGUGUAAAAGGUUUAGCCUUGUAUUCCAAUGUUAACAUAAACUGUUUCCUCACCCACUUUGAAUUGUAACAGAUUCCAUUAAAUUUGUUUUGGUUAA